Paramisgurnus dabryanus is the source of this 1559-nucleotide messenger RNA. RefSeq names its product transcription elongation factor A (SII), 1 (gene tcea1). NCBI's taxonomy places the organism in Eukaryota, Metazoa, Chordata, Actinopteri, Cypriniformes, Cobitidae. Gene Ontology annotation, molecular function: zinc ion binding; nucleic acid binding. The record is from RefSeq and is a predicted model, not a curated record. Gene Ontology annotation, cellular component: nucleus. Gene Ontology annotation, biological process: DNA-templated transcription; transcription elongation by RNA polymerase II; positive regulation of transcription by RNA polymerase II.
CCUGUAGUCGCUGCGUGCGCCGCCGGUGGAGUGUAGUGUGAGUGUUGCUUCUUAAAACUGCACGUUUAUAAUCCGUUUAUACACAACGUUGCCCACUAAACGUCCAUUAUGGGUAAGAAAGAGGAAGAAGACAUCAUCAGGAUCGCAAAGAAGAUGGAUAAAAUGGCACAAAAGAAGAAUGGGGUUGGUGCGCUGGAUCUUCUAAAAGAACUAAAGAAUAUACCCAUGACCCUGGAGCUUCUACAGUCAACAAGGAUCGGGAUGUCUGUCAAUGCCAUCCGCAAGCAGAGCACAGAUGACGAAGUAACCUCGCUGGCCAAGUCUUUAAUCAAGUCUUGGAAAAAGUUGUUGGAUGAACCUGCUGGAGAAAAGAACUCGGAGGAGAAAAAGAAGGAACGCACUCCACCAAUGGUGUCACCGUCAGAGGCCAGCCCAGAGCCCAGAGAGGAGAGCUCGUGCAGUAAUUCCAGCAAUAGGAGCGAAUCUGUUGAUGUUGCAGCCAACACGCUGAUAGCCACUUUCCCAAGAGCACCAACCACAUCUGACUCAGUCCGAAUCAAGUGCAGGGAGAUGCUGUCAAGUGCUUUACAAACAGGGGAUGAUUUCAUUGCCAUUGGGUCUGACUGUGAUGAACUUGGAGCUCAGAUUGAAGAAUGCAUAUUUGUGGAAUUCAAAAAUACCGACAUGAAAUACAAAAAUCGCGUACGAAGCCGAAUCUCCAAUCUCAAAGAUGCAAAGAAUCCCAACCUAAGAAGGAAUGUGCUAUGUGGAAAUGUUAGCCCGGAACGCAUUGCAAAAAUGACAGCAGAGGAAAUGGCAAGUGAUGAGUUGAAGGAGAUGCGUAAGAAUCUGACCAAAGAGGCCAUCAGGGACCACCAGGUGUCCACAUCUGGGGGCACCCAAACUGACCUGUUCACUUGUGGGAAGUGUAAAAAGAAGAGAUGUACUUACACCCAGGUUCAAACGCGGAGUGCUGAUGAACCGAUGACAACGUUUGUCUUCUGCAAUGAAUGUGGAAAUAGGUGGAAGUUCUGCUGAAGUUGGAGCAUCAUUCUCUGUUUAGAGAGGUAGCUAAAUUUCUGGACCAUGUUUUUGUAUCAUUGACGAAUAGGAACCUUGCAUUCAACGGCGCACCUGAUGUACAAAGGCCGCAAUAGAUACUUUGACUGUUUGUUUUAUUACAACGGCCCACAACUCAUGUCCUGUGUUUUAACUUGAAGUAUAGUUAGGCCGUAGGCCUCUGGACUAUUAUCAAUGUUUGUUUUAUCAUCACUUUUUAUACGUAGGUAAACAUUUUGACAACGUUCAUGUUUAGAUAGUUUUGACUAGUUUAAGUCCAAAGCAAAAUUAUUUUAAUUUGUCAUAAUUUGCCCAAUACUUGUAAUGUUUUACUGUAUGUUUGGUUUUGUUAACGGCUCAAAUAUUUUUAACCUGAUUCAUUUAGAAGAUGCUUUGAGUCUCUUUUUGUCACUCUGAAUUAUACAUAUUUAUAUGCAUGAUCUACAGAUUUUUACUGUGUACAUGGCUUACUUUCAGGAGUAAAAUGUUUUAAAGAUUGA